Lates calcarifer (barramundi perch) is the source of this 1583-nucleotide messenger RNA. RefSeq names its product trichohyalin-like. The coding region runs from base 20 to 1183 and encodes 387 amino acids. The transcript is spliced from 2 exons. NCBI's taxonomy places the organism in Eukaryota, Metazoa, Chordata, Actinopteri, Centropomidae. The record is from RefSeq and is a predicted model, not a curated record.
UGAGUAUUCCACCACCUCUAUGAAUCCCAGACAAAGGGGUGAGAGCCCUUCGUCCUCUGAAGAUGAUGAGCCUUCUAUAACCUUAAAGAAUCGCAAACGAAGGGGUGAGAGACCUUUGUUUCAUGGAGUCACCAACCCUUUUAUACUCAUGAUGGCACAGAGACAAAGCGGUGAGAGCCCUUCGUCUUCUGACGAUGACGAGUAUUCUACCACCUCGAAGAAUUCCAGACGAAGGGGUGAGAGCUCUUUGUCUUCUGAGGAUGAUGAGCCUUCCACCACCCCCAAAAAUUCCCAACCAGGGGGUGAGAGACCUCUGUCCUCUGACAACGAUGAUCCUUAUUGCAUCUUGAAGGAUCCUGCAUACAUUCGUUUGUGCCAGGAAAAAAACAGGAUAAAGCGCAACAGGAUGAUCUGUGAUUUUGUCCUGGAAUGGGACAGAAAACAGCUGGAGAGGGAAAGACAAAGAUGUGAACAGAAACUGUCUUUUGAUGGCAGUGAUGAACUUGAAAAGAACCUGGAGCAGGAGGAACGUGACAGUUGGAUGGAGAAGCAAGAGUGGGCCAGGAGGAACGAGGAGGGAGAAAGCCUGGAAAUUAACAGACAAACAAGGAAGGAGAAUGAAGAAGAAGAGGGGCAAAAGGUGGAAAGGCGAAGAGAGACACUGGAUUGGAAGGAGACAGAAAGAGAGAAGAAGCAGGAGAAGGAAAGACAGAAAAGAGAGAAGAAAGAAAUGGAGAGACGAGAGAAAGAGGAAGAGAAAAGAAGGAAUCAGGAGAAGAAGGAGAGAGAAAGACAAAAGAAGGAAGAGAAAGAGAGGCAGAAGAGAGAGAAAAGGGAGAAGGAAGGAGAGGAGGAGCACAAGGAGAGAAGAAGUCUGCUUUCAAGACUUUGCAGUUGGUGGACCAAGACCAGGGCAACCAGAGUGGAAAAUAUCGCCAUCAAGACCCGUGAGAAGGAGCAGUUCACUGAAUGUGAUGGUGACACUGCUCAACAAGAGGAGAUGAAAACACCAAAGCUCCUAAACAAAAGAGGAACAUAUCGGCGGAACGCCUGGGUAGAGGCGAGGCAGCAGGAGAUGAAGUUCAACACAGAGGUGUUACCCAACUCAAACACUCUGAGUACAUCUAUUUACAGCAGGGUUCAAAACAUUUUAAAGUCACGCAAUCGUGUACAAUGCCAGUAAAGUAAAAAAAAAAGAGCAAUUUGUAGCCCUGCUUCUCCCUUCACAAACCUCUGACAGUUUGCCACAACCUGCUAAAGACCUCUGCAGUCCUCCUCCUCUCAUCUGCCGUCCUCCUCGGCUGCUGAAGACUUUGACUUUAUUUAACUAAACAUGUUGUUAUAGAUGAUGUUUUUUUUGUUGUUGUACUAAUUGUGAACUAACUUUGCCUCAAAAGCUUGGAAAACUAGGUAUUCCAGUGCUAUGUUCAAGUCUGCAGGUGACACCAUGCUGAAGGCGUCUGGGUCCAAAUCUCCUUUGACCUCCACCGGGGUUAAAAAGCCACAACAACAGCUCCAUUACCUGAGGCCCACCUGCACAUUUAACUUGUAUUGUUGUAUUGUUGAUCACUUUAUGCUUCAUG